UAUAAAUUAAUCAUGGAGCCAACCAACAACAAUCACUAUGAAUUUAUGAAUGGGUUCUUAGCAACACAAGCUGAGACGGAUCAAAGCUCUGAUUCUGAUGAUAGCUCAUCAGGUACAUCAGCGAAUGGUAUCACCUCUGAUCACCUGAGAGCUCUAGUCACACUAGCAAAUCAGAGAGAAAGAAUCACAAUUCCUGAAAAUGAAAGACCAGGAGAUAGAAGAAGGAGACAUGCUGUGUUAGUCACGUUUCCAGGAAUCUCAGCCCAUUAACUGUGCUAGUAACCCAAUGUCAAAAUUUAUCAAAGUUAUA
This is a messenger RNA of Moneuplotes crassus, 310 nucleotides long. Lineage: Eukaryota; Ciliophora; Spirotrichea; Euplotida; Euplotidae. The record is from the annotation of a GenBank genome assembly.